AUUUUCUAUGAAACGUUCAUAAAGCAAUACGUGUGUAGCACUCAAACGUGUUAACGAAGCACAUGCGGCAGCAACAUUGGUUCCGCCCUGUGUUUUUGUCCGAGCAGUUUUGACGUUACGCCACGAUGUCCAUGCUAGAAUGAUAGUUUAGUCUGUGACCGCUGCGAUGAAAAUGUGUCAUUCAUGAUUUUAACACUCCUCUCCACAUUGCCAAUAAGGGGUUUGGGGACACUGUAAACAAAGCCAUGGCUCGGGUUGUGAAAGUGUUUCGGACUCUGCGGAAUCACUGGAAGAAGACAACCUUUGCUGUGUGCGUGCUGUCUUACGGGAGCCACUGGCUGUAUGGUAAACACUGUGAUAAUGUUCUGCGGAGAGAGGCUUGCCUAGUGGCCAGGGAAUUUGGGCGUCAACAGAUAGCACCACAGGAGGCCCUGAGGAAAGCAACAGUGAUCUUGAACCCUGCAGCCUGCAGUGGGAAAGCCAACAACCUGUUUGAAAAGAAUGCUGCUCCUAUUUUACACCUGGCUGGUAUAGAGGUUACAAUAGUAAAGACAGAUUAUGAAGGCCAGGCAAAAAAACUGAUGGAGCUCAUGGAGCAGACAGACAUGCUGAUUGUGGCCGGAGGGGAUGGCACCUUGCAGGAAGUCGUCACAGGUUUACUGCGAAGGCCAGAUCAAGACAAACUCAGUAACAUACCAAUUGGAUUCAUUCCACUGGGCUCGCACAAUUCCCUGAGUCCAAGUCUUCACCUUCUCAGUGACAACAAAGUCAAAGACAUUACAUCAGCAACACUGUCCAUUCUGAAGGGAGAAACCGUACCUCUGGACGUGCUACAAAUCAAGGGGGAGAAAGAGCAGCCAGUCUUUGCUCUGAUGGGACUACGUUGGGGUGCGUUUAGAGAUGUGGCGGCAACAAUCAGCAAAUAUUGGUACCUUGGACCAUUGAAAACAAAUGCAGCACAUUGGUUUAGAACUCUACGGGAGUGGCCUCUGGUCCGGGAGGUCUCAGUCUCUUACUCGGCUCCCAGCCUCCGGCCCCCUGACCUGCCCACUCAGAAGGCUCCGAGGCCCAACUUGCUCUACCGCAUCGCCCGCAGACUAAAAAACUACUGGAACCCUCCUGUUGAAGAGCCCCCAAAAGUAGAAGAGCCAGAGGAGUGGAAGGAGCAGCAGCUGUCGACGAUAGAGCUGCUUGUCCAAACACACAACAAAAACCCUGUGGAGAGGCGUGUAACUGACUCCCUGAUGAUCUGUGCAGAACCAGACGACUUCACUGUGGGCGAGUUCAUCACUGUCGGGACUAAAAAAGAAGAGGACCCCACUGUGUUCACUAAAGCCUCCACAAAACUGGAAGCCAGUGCUUGCCGACUGCAGCUGCCAGAGGAUGCCGGUGGCUUCUACAACAUCGACAACGAGGAGUAUGAGGCCAUGCCUGUGGAGAUAAGGCUGUUGCCAAGGAAACUACGCUUCUUCAUCAGUGCAGAACGCAGACAGCAGCUCCUCUCACAGAUGCAGUGAGGGUGGGGAAAAAAAAAAAACAUUAAUCCAGAAAGAAGACAGAAACUGAAGUGGAGAGAGAGACAAAGACAGAGAAGCAGUUGCCAUGAAACUCUGAGCUCAUUUUGUAAACACAUGUCUGCUUUCCCCGCAGUUUAAAAUGAUCCUGAAAUACUAUCAGUUUGAACAGCUUGUGUUACUACAUGUAAACAUUACUUUUAACAGAAGGAGGGUUGUAUUACAUGUCUUUGUGUGUCAAAGGACCAAGCUUUUUGUUUUCUUUAGCCAGUAACUCAUGUACAGGUUGUCUUAAAAAUUCCCUUUUAUGUUUACUGAAAGGUUUACUAUCGGCAUCACAUUUGAACUUGGUCAAUAAAAAUAAUAUUCAUACAAUCUAA
Larimichthys crocea (large yellow croaker) is the source of this 1894-nucleotide messenger RNA. It is a transcript of the gene agk, whose product is annotated as acylglycerol kinase. The record is from RefSeq and is a predicted model, not a curated record. Lineage: Eukaryota; Metazoa; Chordata; Actinopteri; Sciaenidae. The transcript is spliced from 14 exons. Gene Ontology annotation, molecular function: ATP-dependent diacylglycerol kinase activity; acylglycerol kinase activity; ceramide kinase activity. Gene Ontology annotation, biological process: phosphorylation; sphingosine biosynthetic process; ceramide biosynthetic process. Gene Ontology annotation, cellular component: cytoplasm; mitochondrion; membrane. Bases 246 to 1517 code for a protein of 423 amino acids.